Metarhizium acridum CQMa 102 is the source of this 2436-nucleotide messenger RNA. NCBI's taxonomy places the organism in Eukaryota, Fungi, Ascomycota, Sordariomycetes, Hypocreales, Clavicipitaceae. The record is from RefSeq and is a predicted model, not a curated record.
AUGGCAGAUGGUGGCAGUAUGCAGCCCGACAGCAAACAAUCUCAGCCCAGUUCAGCUCUAGCUCCAGCUCAACAGCAGAAUUCCAAUACAGAAGACGAGGCGAAGGGAAAGAAGCCAGCAGUUAAAAAGAGGACCAAGACAGGAUGUCUGACUUGCCGGAAGAGGCGAAUCAAGUGCGACGAAACUAAGCCAAGAUGCAAGAACUGCAUCAAGUCUAAACGACCAUGUGAAGGAUAUACGCAACGUGUUGUCUUUAAGGACCCUGCAAAUUUAGGAACAACUCAUGGCCAUUUUGGACCAGCCAUAUAUCCACCUGGUACUCGACAACAAAGCGCGUCCAUCGGACUUCACCCACAUCAGGCCAACCCUCAAGCUUCUCUGCAACCGAUUGCACCCAGACCGGCAACUUUCAAUGGCAGUCACAGGCAACCUAUGUCGUUUGCACAAGCCCACUCGAGCCACAGUUCGCUACCAAACUAUCCUCCAAUCCCGAACCCUCUUCUAGGACCGGACACUGCUCACCUCACCCAGAAUUAUUAUAUGGGAUCUAGCUAUGGCGAAGUUCCACCUGAUGCCCUUGGCCAGGAGCAAAUCUCCCGAGAAGAACAACUUGGACCCUCCUUUGAAUAUGAUAUGCCCUCCAACCGGGGUUACGGAUGGCCAGACCGCACCCAGUACGGACAUGGAGUCAUAGAAGACGAGGUUGCCAUGGACGACUCUGACGAUGAAUCCCCCGAUCCACAGUCGCUUAUUGUGCGAGAUUAUAGAGAUGUUUUAAAACCGUACACAAGAGGAGGCACCGAAGUUAGAACCUUUUCGGCAUUUGCACAGAACUAUGCCCUUUCAGAAUACAUGGACUAUGUUCAUUCCUCCGAGCUACGGCGGCAUGAUAUGCAAACCAUCUUCCGGCAUUUUGUUAGUGUCACUGGUCCUACCAUGUCACUAUAUGAGAGAGACCCAACCUCGCUCGCUUCAGGAGCACGAUUCGACGGUGACGCUACUCUAGAUAACAACUUGUGGAGCCAUUGCAAAUCUCCAAAAUACUCCGGCCACAGCCGCGUUAAGGCAUUACCAUAUUUCUCUUCGUCGAAAUGCGAGGAACUCAAGCGGAUGAGGCACUUUCCAAGCCCACUCUCAGCGCCGCCUUCCAUCGGGCCGCGAAGAGAUCCCGCCGAUCUUGAUUACGGGCUUCUAAGCACAAUUACGGGCCAUCGUGUCACAGCUGAGGAUUAUGGGCUCCAAGAAGGUCAGCUCCUGGACGAGGAAUGUCUAUGGACCACCGAUAAAGACAUAGAGACUUACGACAUGCUUCGAGACCUCUUCUGGUGGUAUGCGAAAAUGGAUGUUUAUCAGAGCAUGCUUGGUGGGACUAAACUAUUUAUGGAGUAUGAACAUUGGACGCAAUGCCCCCCACGGGCUCCCUUGUCCAGCAUUAACUCCAUUUUUGGGACUUACGAUCAUCUCAUUCUACUCCUUGGUCGUCUAGCGAGCUUUACAUCAAAAGACUUGUCGAGAAAAAGAAAGGCGUUCCGAGCAAAAGGUGGUGGAUCCUUUAGGGGAGGAUCAUCUCCAUCCCAAUUUCCCGGAAUUGUGCCUACUCUAGGAAAAUUCCAUGCCCCAAUAGGCUUUUCUGCACAGUCAUCUUAUUCGGACGAGUCGGAUUCUCCAGGUGACACGGCAACACCUGAAAGCAACGAGCUAGCCGAGCAGGAAUGGGAAAGUAUUCGCCAAGCGUUCGAGACCUUUGAGAAUCGUCUUGACGCUCGUUUUAAGCCUUUAAAUAGCGAAUAUGCCGAUCACAAAGACACACCAUUUGGUACAGCACUCCAGUACCGCACAUAUUCCGUUGCUGGCAUUUGGAUGAAUUACUAUAUGGGUCUUAUUCACUUAUACCGGAGUCGGCCCAACAUGCCACCAGCGGCAAUGCAGGCUGCAGGAAUGGCGGCGCCCUCUACUGCCGGUUAUGCAAUACAAAUUGGACGUAUCGCAGCCGGGCUCACAGACAACUGUUCUACAAAGAAAGAUAUUAGUACUACGCUUGCAGCUGCUCUCAUUGAAAGCAGCUUCUGCCUAUUUGUGGCAGCGGUACAGCUCCAAGAUAACAAUCAACGCUGUUGGGUUAUUCAGCGUGUAUUUGAUAUUACUCGACUGACUGGAUGGCAAACUGCCAGAAAAAUUGCCAUUGGAUGUGAGUCGGCCUGGAUUAAGGUUGCACAGCUGGGCCAUGGACCGGAGUAUAAAAGGCCGCAGCAUCUGGAAGAGGUUCCCACGUCUGUAUGGAUGAACCCUCGAAAACUAGACCAGAGGAUUCAGGAUCUGCAGAACACCACGGAGACAAGACUAGUCCUCCACCGGUCUGAACAGACCAAUCUAGCUUUAGGCUUGCUCGGGGUAGAAACAGACUUAGAGGUGCUAGAUCUUAGGGAGGACCGCUAA